This is a messenger RNA of Sorex araneus (European shrew), 3958 nucleotides long. RefSeq lists its product as uncharacterized. The transcript is spliced from 9 exons. The coding region runs from base 1 to 1326 and encodes 441 amino acids. Lineage: Eukaryota; Metazoa; Chordata; Mammalia; Eulipotyphla; Soricidae. The record is from RefSeq and is a predicted model, not a curated record.
AUGACCAAGAGGGCCAGCUCCACCAUGCCGAAACUGACCGCCAUUGACCGAACACUCAUUGGCCUGCCCCCCCUCCAUGAGUGUCACCGGGGCCAGGCCAAUCCGGAGCUCCCAUCUCUGUCCCAUCUCUUCCCACUGUGGAGCCCCAUUGGCAAGAAUCCUGCACUGUCCCUGGGGCUUCCUGGGGGUCGUUUUCCCUACUGCUACCAGGCGGACGCAAAGCGCUGUAAAUCAGUGUCUGAACUGACUGCCAUCAGCGUCGGCUCCGGCUGCAGCAGAAAGGUGGCCUUCUGGGGCAGGCAGAAGCUGCUGGCCACCUUCAUGUACAGCACACAGCACACGUCAGAGCUGUACCUGAACCGGUUCCAGGAACACUGGGACGGGAGCUUCUGCUCUCAGCGAGCAGCGCGUGGCCAUCCAGGAUACCCACAGUUUCUUCUGCCCCCGUCCCAGAUUGUUCUGAUCCAAAGGCAGCACUCGCAGAGCCUGGGUGGACCCCGCAGUGGAGAGAAGCGGGAGCCCUUCCUCUGCAGCCUGCAGCCCUCCCGGCAGCCUGAGCAAUGUGCUGCGCUCAGCACUUCUCUGCUCCCGCCGCAGCCAGGGUGGAGGAGGCGAGCACUGCGGCAGUCAGUCGUGCGUGCUCGGGGUGCAAGUCAGCUUGUGCCGUUUCUAGCUCAUUUGGCAGCAGAAGCUCCGAGUCACACGGAAGAAGUUCUUGUCCAGAGGCAGCUGGGCUGCGGCUCUCGAAAGCCGAUCCGCUGCCUUUCCCGGGCGCACCGGAACGCUGCGGACUGCAGUCUCAGUCUCGAAAGCCGAAGAACAAAAAGAGGAAGACCUGCCGGACCGCACCCCCCCUCCUGGACAAAAGCACCUGGGGCUGGGCGAGAAGGGGCGCGCGCCAGUGACCUCGGUGCCCAGGGGCGCCCGCCCUGCGCGUGGACUUGCAGGCUCUUCGGAUGCAAUUGGACCCAGCCGCAUCCGACAGCAGUGACCUUUUAUAUUUGGGCUCGCGCCCCCCUCUCCUUUACCUGCAGACGAGUUCCGGCCAGGCUGCCGCCCGCGUUCCCGGCCCCGGGCCGCGCCAGGAACCCCGCCUGCGAGGAAAAAGCCUGGAUCCGCAGGGUGGGGGAGAACAAAGAGCCCGUGGAAGACGCCGGCCCCAUUGUCUGGGCACUGGGGGAGCCGCGGCCAGCGCGCACGCUCGCGCCCUGCUCCGGAUUUCUCCUGCUUUUCUCCCCAACCCCCGCCUUUCUUCCCCUUCUCCUCCCCGCCUCGGUCCCUCGGCAGAAGAAAGGCCUCUCUCUCCGUGUUCACAGCGGACCUUGAUUUAAAUGUCCAUACAAUUAAGGCACGCGGUGAAUGCCAAGAAUGGGGCUGGUUAAGCACCGGGAGUCGCCGCGGAACCCGGCAGCGCUGCGCCCGCGGGCCGGAGGGGGCGCGGGGGGCCUGGGGUGCGCGCGGCGGACCGACUCCGGGAGAGGAACGGGCAAGGGGCGCCGACGCUGCGCCCCUCAAACCCGGACCAGUGAGAGCGCGCAGAUGCGGGCUGGGAGCGCUUGGCGGGGGGCGCGUUUCGGUGCUGCCCUUUCCCGGGGCGCAUGGGGAGGGGGCGCGGAUACCACCUGAGCUCCGCGGCGGGGUUUUGGGGGCCCAGGCUUCCUUUUUUGGUUUUGUCCUUAUUUAAAAAAAAAAAAAAAGGAAAAAAAAUAGCGCGCCUGAUGAGCUCUCCAGAUUGCCCCGGGCCUACGCUGCGCUAUUUUGUGCUCUGCGGGAGGUGAAGGAGGGGGUGGGGAGGAGGUGUUUGUUGUCCUUUGCGGUAGAGCUGGGCCACCUGACAACCUUCAGAAGUCCCUGGCAGACGGGGUGCCAAGAAAGGACUCCCGGAGUGCUGGCCAGCUCCCUGCCGCUGUCACCGCAGCUUGGGGCAGAGAUCCCAGUGAGAGGGGAGAGGCCGCGGCUGGGCAAGACAGCAGCCUACAGAGGUGGGGCUGGGUACAGACCAUUUUGGGGGGCUUUCUUCCCUCCCUCCGGACCUAGAGUAGCCGGGCCCAGGGACCCCCUCGGCGCUGCCCAACUCAGUCCUAACCCCUCCCCAGCUGCCAGGGAUGGUGGCAAAACCCAAAGCCAUUAAUUUCCAGGUGGAGAAAAUGGAGGCGGGGCAGUCCCCGCGGAGAAGAGCAAGGAGCUUUCCGAGGCAGGAAGCCCCCACCAGCUUCUCCCCUGCCCUUGGCACUGGCCUGUCUUGGCAAGACCUCAGCCAGGGGGAUGCUUAGGAUUUUAGUGGGAAUCUUGACACAGAAAUCCUCAUCCCAAGGAGAUGCUCUUUUCUCUGAAAUCCUCAGUCCAGCUCAGGAAACCAAUUAAUAUGCCAGGACUCCGAGGACCCCAGAUCUCAUCCCCUUCCAGAGUUAUUAAGCACCUGCCCCAUGCCCGUCAGGGUAUAAUUAAGUAAUAGCUGAGGUUCUUUGCCCUCUGGAGGAAGGAUCUGCAAUCGGGUGACCUUCCUUCCAGAACCUUCACUGGAUCUGCAAAAGAAAAAAAAAAAUAGGCCACAAUCUGCUCGCCCUUGCGGAGAGAAGGCUGCGGUCCCACCAGACAGACGGCGUGCACAGUGCUCUCCCUCUGGCCCCAGAAGGCAGGCUUAGCGGCGGGGACUAGGCAGCCAGGCAUCUGGGCAAACAGGGCGCCCUCCCUGCCCUUCGCCUCUGCUUCUGCGGGGCGCAGUCUGCCAUCCGAGCUCAGUGGCCUACAACUGCCCACAUUAGCCCCGGGCCCUUCCGCGCUCAGCUUUGCCCCAUCAUUCCAUCAGACAAGCUGUGCCCUUGGCAGAGGGGUCUGCCCAGCACUGCCUGCCCCAGGGGCCGCCCCAGUUAUACCCCCUUUCUGCGGAAACCUCAGGCGCUUUCGCUCCUCCAAAGCCUCGGCCCCGGCACCAUGGACAGGGCCGCCAGGGCCUGCCUAUUUGCAUUUAAAGACUUUUAGCCAGUCCCAUUCCAGCAAGUCUGGGUGAGUGUUCUGGGGGAAAGAGGAGGCUUCCUGUGAUCCCCCAGACUCACCACCAAGUGCCUUUGAUGUGGGGCUUGUGUGGCAGAAGUGUAGAGGUAGAGGAAGGUGCCCUGCACCUUUGUCACAUCAGGGGCCCUUUUAUGUUCACCAGAGGCGAUGGUAAAGGUCAGCCAUGUAUUUGGGGCCCAGCUUGGUUGACGUAGAUACCAGAAAAAGCCUCUCCAAUCUCUUCCCCACCCCACUGGAGCCCCUCUGGUUAGAGCCUAGACAUUGGGGUGCUUUGGGCCCUUCCCGGCUGCAUUUGCUAAAAAGGCCCCCUCCCCUCUUCAUCCCACUGGAGAAGACCCUCGAGGGUGGAUAUUCUUCCCGUAGAGAGACGGUGGGAGGGGGAUGGGGUCCAGAGAGAGCCUCAGGGUCCAGAUCUCUGUGUCGGAGAGAAGAAAUAGAUCUUUAACAAAGGCAAAGGUGGGCCACCCGCUCCCAGAGGCCAGGUGGGGGAGGGUUUGAUGGCCUCAGUAGUUGGGAGCCAAGGCCAGAGAAAAGAGGACCGGGUUGGGGCAGUCUCAGUGGCUCAGCAGACAGAGGCCUCGACAGAGCGAUUGCUGACAACGGCAAGGAAGCGAAUGAGCGCCCCAGGAAAGAGCCGGCUCUCCGGGCAGACAAUGUUCUUCCCUCCACUGAACUUACGUAACACCCCCACUCCUUGUUCCAACCUUAGGAUGGAGGGGGCAGCUGCACGGCCCCCUCGCUGGGACAGAUGGCACCCCCCUCUCCCAGUUCCUCUGUGGGUGGUUUUCGAGCCCCGUGAGUCAGCUGGGGCUGAGGGGCGUGCUGGUGGCGUGUGUGCGCUUGAGGCUUGCCUGGCUGAUUCAUGAUGAUGAAUAUGUCAAUAAUAACAAUCAUGGGAACAAGAAUGCCUAAUAAAGAUUUCUCUUGCAACUUCCAUCUACAA